AUGGUUCUAAUACGAACUCUUAUUCUCAUCUCUAUCCUAUUUGUUUGUGUUAUUGCUAGAAAACAAUCAGAUGAUGCUCAUGGUAUUCCGGCUAUAGCUAGUAUUAUCUGGAUGAUUUCCAAGAAGAUUCAGAAGAUCGAUUGGGAAGACAUCAUUCGUAAACUUGAUAAGAAAGGACUGAGUGAGGAAUGUCGUGAUGACGUUGUUCAUCUUGAGCAAGAAAUUGUCAAAAUCGCACAGAAUGCUAAAAAGGAAUUUCGGUCGAACAUGACCGUUGUUCAAUUGAUGGAUGCUUCCACGAAAAUCCCUUCAGGAGUGAUGGACGGUAAAAUUAUUUGGACAGGAUUGGUUCAACAGUGUUUGAGCAUUUCACAGAAAAUGCAAGCACGUCAACGACUACUGCAAGGAUCAUAUUGUCGUAUACACCUAGCUAUUCCCAAAGUGGGAUGCGCAUCCAGCGUUCAGGAGCAGCUUUAUGAAAAACCAAUGUUAGGACUGGAUGUUUGUAUUCCAAAAUCUUGCGAACAGGAGCUACAGUCUUUCGCUCACAAACACGUUCCAUUUACCGAAGUUUGUGAUGUUCACUGUAUGGAAGAGGAAUCUCGUCUGACAUUUGGCAGCUAUGUUGUACUAGGAAUUCUAGGAACGUGUUUGACAAUAUCACUUGUUGGAACGCUUAUAGAUUAUUACAUCGUUGAUCCACAGCUGACUCACUCUGCAAUUGAAUUUAAUUUCUGGAUUGAAUGCAUUCUGUGCUUCUCCUUAUACUCCAAUAUAAGAGAUGUUUUCAGUACGACACAGAAACCGGGGCAAAUCACCAUGCUUAAUGGAGUGAGGGCUUUCACGAUAGCUUGGGUUAUAGCUGGUCAUGUUCUUCUUGUUUAUCUGAUGAUGAGCGAUAACUCUCUGGUAAUUAAAAAUAUCACUAAUGACUUUAACAUGAUGUGGCUUGUAAAUGCCUACUUCUCUGUUGACACCUUCUUCUAUAUCACAGGAUUUCUCAUUGGAUUUCUCUUCUUCAAACAGGCUAAAACAGACAAGAACUUUGCCUUCUCCAUUUCUCGAUGGUUUAUGUACUACUUGCAUCGUCUUGUGAGAAUAUCUCCAGCCUAUUACAUAGUGAUUGCUUUUCAUACGUGGGUAACACCUGAGCUUCUGCGAAAAAGUGUUUUAGCAUUCACAUAUUACCCUUUGGACAGUUGCAAACGAAUUUGGUGGAGAAACUUUCUAUACAUAAGUAAUUACAAGGAUCUAGAUAAUACGUGUUACAUCUCAUCGUGGUACCUUUCAACGGAUUUCCAGAUUUUCGCUUUCACUCCUGUUGUUCUAAUAAUGUUCGCUCAUAACCGUUAUGGGGGAUUCUUCUUCUCAAUUUUUCUGCUUGUUACUUCCUUUAUGAUUCAUUUUGCUACAAUGGUAAUAUACCAUUUUCCACCAACAGAUGCUCCAGCAAAUUCUCUGCCGAAAGAUCCCUUGAUGACAGAACCAUUCUCAUCGUAUACUUUACUCAUCUAUGAUGCUCCAUGGAUUCGUUGUCCUCCGUAUCUCAUUGGUAUCAUGCUUGGAUACUAUAUGCAGACAACGAAAAAAUUGAGAAUUAGCCGAAUUUUAAAUAUGACUCUACUAGCCUUAUGUGGAAUCAUAAUGUUCGGACUGAUCCAUAUCUUAUAUCAUUACUUCCAGGGUCAUCUCAUUCCAAUCUACCCUCGAGCAAUUUACUCAGCAGUCAGUAAGCCACUAUGGGGGUUAUGCUUAGCUUAUCUCACGUACGCUUGUUAUCAUGGUUACGGAGGAAUCAUUAAUGACUUCUUGUCUUUACCAAUCUUCAUACCGGUCGCCCGACUCUCUUAUUCCAUUUAUCUUCUUCAUAUGAGCAUUUUGUUCUGGAUGGGCUCCUUAUAUGGCCAAAGAUAUAUUUUAUCGAGUUAUACUCAGAUGAUCGUAACACAUUUCAUACCCGCCUUUUGCUUAACAACUUGUGCCGCAGUUCUUCUAUGUGCUAUUUUUGAAAUUGGAGUCGCAAAACUAGAAUCAAAACUGUUAGGGAUUGAUAAGAAAACAACUGACAGCCUAUCUGAUCACAAAACUAAACGCUUUUAA
This is a messenger RNA of Auanema sp. JU1783, 2100 nucleotides long. NCBI's taxonomy places the organism in Eukaryota, Metazoa, Nematoda, Chromadorea, Rhabditida, Rhabditidae. The record is from the annotation of a GenBank genome assembly.